AUGACAUCGAAAAUCCUGUAUGCGACUGGUUGGGAAGUUAGACCAACUGAGCAGAAGGGUUUGGGGUUGUUCGCUAUAAGGCCUUACUCAAGGGGCACUCUCAUUGUAGAGUAUACAGGCGAUGUUAUAGACUUCUUUGAAGUGGAGGACAGGGUCGAAACCAUAUAUAAGGAGAGAUCGCAGUAUUAUUUCAUCAGACUUGAUGAUAAUUUGAUCAUUGAUGCAGGUCAACACGGCUCCGUGGCUAGGUUCGUGAAUCAUUCCUGUGACCCAAAUGCUGAAAUGCAAAAUUGGGUUGUAGACGAGACUCCAAGGAUUGGUCUAUUCGCUAAGAAGGAUAUUGCUGCUGGUGAGGAAAUAACAUAUGAUUAUAACUUCGAGAAUGCUGAAGACCCUGAAAAGUGUUACUGCGGCUCAAAACACUGUCGAGGAUACAUC
Williopsis jadinii is the source of this 438-nucleotide messenger RNA. RefSeq names its product SET domain-containing protein. The annotation marks the transcript as partial. The record is from RefSeq and is a predicted model, not a curated record. Gene Ontology annotation, biological process: regulation of DNA-templated transcription. Gene Ontology annotation, molecular function: protein binding; histone H3K36 methyltransferase activity. Gene Ontology annotation, cellular component: nucleus; chromatin. Lineage: Eukaryota; Fungi; Ascomycota; Saccharomycetes; Phaffomycetales; Wickerhamomycetaceae. The transcript has a single exon.